This is a messenger RNA of Staurois parvus, 355 nucleotides long. The record is from the annotation of a GenBank genome assembly. NCBI's taxonomy places the organism in Eukaryota, Metazoa, Chordata, Amphibia, Anura, Ranidae.
GUCAAAAAAUUCUACACACCAGCAGUGUGAGGAGACCUGAAAGUGGCACAUGGCAUGGCAGAGUGUGGCGAUGGGAGACAGCAGCAAUGGGAGGCCCGUACAGGGGACCCAUGACAGACUUGGACCUGGCAGCAGCAUGAGGAGGCGGUAUAUAGGGGCCCAUGGCAGAUUAGGGGCCUGGCAGCAGCUAUGGGAGGCCCGUAAUCUGCCAGCACCCUAUGUCAAAAAAUUCAACACACCAGCAGUGUGAGGAGACCUGAAAGUGGCACAUGGCAUGAGAGACUGUGGACCUGGCAGCAGCAUUCUGAGGCGGUAUAGGGGCCCAUGGCAGAUUAGGGGCCUGGCAGCAGCUAUG